Molecule: messenger RNA, 330 nt
Organism: Candida tropicalis MYA-3404
Lineage: Eukaryota; Fungi; Ascomycota; Pichiomycetes; Serinales; Debaryomycetaceae
Exons: 1
Coding region: 1-330 (109 amino acids)
Molecular function (GO): RNA binding
Source: RefSeq, a predicted model, not a curated record
AUGUCGUCGUCAAGAAAUGAUUUUCCUAUAGUUCAUGUAAAGAAUUAUCCAUUUGGAACAUCUAAUUUAGAGUUAUUUGAAUUUUUUGGCAAAUAUGGAAAUAUUCAUCAAAUUCGUACAAAUUCAUCACAACCAGGUACUUGUUUUAUUAUCUAUAAAAAUCUAAUAAAUGCUCAAAGGGCAGCUCAAGAAUUAAAUGGUGUUAAUUUUAAUGGAAGAUAUAUCAUAACUUCAAUGUAUCAAAUAGAUAAAUCAAAGAUUAAUCAACAAGAGAUGGAAUUAAGACAAGAACAAUUGAAUGAAUUAAAACAAAAAUACUCUAUUAAAUAG